This is a messenger RNA of Drosophila navojoa, 2990 nucleotides long. RefSeq names its product female sterile (1) homeotic (gene fs(1)h). NCBI's taxonomy places the organism in Eukaryota, Metazoa, Arthropoda, Insecta, Diptera, Drosophilidae. The record is from RefSeq and is a predicted model, not a curated record. Gene Ontology annotation, biological process: regulation of DNA-templated transcription; chromatin remodeling. Gene Ontology annotation, cellular component: nucleus; chromatin.
AAUUUACUAAUAUUGAAUAUCGUAAAAUUUCAGGCGAUGCUGACGAUCGACCACCGCGCAAGAAAAAACCACGUGAUCCGCAAAGUCUCAUAGGCAGUAUGAUGACGAAUAUGCCAACGGCGCAACAACAUCAGCAAAUGCAAAUGCAUCUGGAGCAUGUGGAUCAGCUGCUGAACACCAUGCAGGAUGUCACCACGCCCACACAUCAAAUGAAUAACCUGUUGAGCAAUGCCAAUACGAUGGUCGCAGCGGCCAUGAUGAACAACAACAACAAGACGGGGUCGAGUGGCGGCAGCUUCGAUCCGGGCAGUAUGCUGCAUUCGUCGGGCCAUCAUAAGAACGGGGUGGCUGCAAUGAAUACGGGUGCGUCCGCUGCUGCGAGAAUACCGCCGCACGGCUAUGGCGGAGCAGCGGCAGCUGGCGCUGCUGCGCAGGCGGCGGCGGGCAGCGUGGGUGGCAUACGGAUUGCUAGCAAUCUGCACAAGCAGCCCGAGGCGAGCGAUCACCAUGCGGCGCUGGCAGCGGCGCUCGCUUCCACCGGCAACAAUAGCAGUAGUAAUGCCAACAAUAACAAUAACAAUAACAACAACAACAGCAACAGCAAUGCGGGCAUGGGCGUUAGCGAUGGCCUGUCGAGCGCCUCGCUAGCGGCCGGCCUCAAGCAGAUACCGCAAUUCGAUGAUCCCGUGGAGCAGUCGCUGGCCUCCUUGGAGUUUAGCGCCUCCUCCACGGGCAAGUCCUCACUGACGGAUAACUUUUUGAUGGCCCACCAGGCGCACCUGAUGCAGCAGCCGGGCGGCAAUCAGCAGCAGACGGCGCAGCAGCAACAGCAAUUCGCCCUGCAACAGCAGCAACAGCAGCAGCAGCAGCAACAACAGCAACAACAGCAGCAGAUACAGCAAAUGGACUACAUGACCGAGCUGCUGACGAAGAGCGUGGAGAAUGUGGCCGGCAUGAAUGGCAACCAUUUGCUGAACAACAGCAUCUUCAACAUGGACCUGGCCACGGCUGCCUACCAGCAGAAGCAGCACAGCCAUCAGACGCAACAGCAGCAACAGCAGCAGCAGCAGCAGCAACAGCAGGCGCACAACAAUGGCUACAAUGUGGCCGACUUUAGUGGAAUGGCAGGCUUCGAUAAUCUCAAUAUGUCCUCGUCCAGCUUGCUGGAUCACACGAUGCCAAUGGCCAUGAUGAUGGGCAAUGCGGGUGGCAAGCUCAAGGAUGGUGAUCAGCAGCAGCAGCAGUUGCAGCAGCAGCAACAACAGCUCCACCAGCAGCAGCAACAGUUGCAACAACAGCAGCUGCAGCAGCAGUUGCAGCAACAACAGUUGCAACAACAACAACUGCAGCAGCAGCAGCAGCAACACCAUCACCAACAGCAGCAACAUCACCAUCAACAGCAGCAGCAUCAGGUCGGCAGUCAGGCGGCCAACAAAAUGCUAAUCAUACCGAAGCCCAUUGAAUCGAUGAUGCCCAGCCCGCCCGACAAGCACCAGUUGCAGCAGCAGCAGCAGCAGCAACAUCAGAAGGUGCUGCCACCACAGCAAUCGCCCUCCGAUCUGAAGAUGCACGGCGUUGGUGCACACGCCGGCUUCCCGGUGUUCAAGACUGUUGAACAGAAUCUAAAGAAUGCCAGCUCCUGGUCGUCGCUGGCAUCGGCCAGCUCACCGCAGAACACGGCGACAACGUCGAGCAAGCCCAAGCCGGCCAUGGACUCGUUCCAGCAAUUCCGCAACAAAGCCAAAGAACGUGAUCGCCUCAAGCUGCUCGAAGCGGCCGAGAAGGAGAAGAAGCACCAGAAGGAAGCUGCCGAGAAGGAACAGCAGCAGCAGCGCAAGCAUCACAAGUCCUCCUCAUCCUCCUCGUCAGCGUCAGCUGCGGCCGCUGCUGCUGCUGCUGCUGCGGCGGCGGCAGUCUCAGCAACACAGGCGGCGGCUGCUGCUGCGCUCGCCAAUGUGGCUGGCAAUCCAGCCAGUGUUGGCAGCAGCAACAGUAACAGCAACAACAACAAUAACAACGGCAACAACAGCAGCAGCAACAACAAUGCCGGCAAUUCGGGGGCUCAGUCGGGCUCGCAGAGCAGCGGUGAACGCGAUCGGGCGAGCAGCAGUGCCACAGAUGCAUCGCGCAUCGGCAGCAGCAGCGGCGGCAACAACAGCAGCAACUCGGCCAACAGCAAUGGACCUGGCAGUGCCGGCAGCGGCAGCGGUGGUGCUGCUGGCGGUGGCGCCAAUAGCGGCGGCAGCGCCAGUGGCGGACACCUGGCCAAUGCCGGCAGCAAUAGUAACAGCGGCGGCGGCAUCGGCAGCGGGGCGGCCAGCAGCAACAGCAACAGCAGUCUUGGCGGCAACAUUGGCACCGGCUCCAGCAGCCAGGGCGGCGGCAACAGCAGUGGUGCUGGCGGUGGCGGCGGCAGUGCGGCUAGCGGCAGCAACGGCAGCAAUCUGGGCAUUGGUGGUGGCGCCUCAAUCGGUGGCACUGCCUCCGGCAACGGGCAUCAGUCCGCCAGCAGUGCCCAGGCUCAGCAUGCGGCAGCGGCGGCCGCAGCUGCUGCGGCAGCGGCACAAGCCACCGCAGCGGUCUCUGCCUCAGUGCUGGCUGCCUCACCACUGGGUGCCAUGGAAAGUGGACGGAAAAGCGUGCACGAUGUGCAGCCGCAGAUAUCGCGAAUGGACGACAUUAAGGCGUCGCCGGGUCAGGGACAGAAUUCGCCGGCGCAGCCAUCGCCGCAGGAUCGUGCGGCUGCCAAACGGGCGGAGCAGCGACGCGCCGAACAGGAGAGACGCAGACGCGAAGCGAUGGCUGGACAAAUCGAUAUGAACAUGCAGAGCGAUCUCAUGGCCGCCUUUGAAGAGACUCUGUAGGCAACGGCCGCGACGGCUGCGUCGUCGACAAGCAGAUCCCACAGCAAGUCUCAUAGCGGUGGACCCAGAUUGCAUUCACAUAGACGGCGGUCGCAUCACCACAGAAAACACCGUGAAUAAAACAAG